AUGACACAAGUUAUCCCAGAAACUUAUAUUCCUCCUCUUCGAUUUAGUAUGGUUCAACCAAAUCUUUAUAGAGGAGCAUAUCCAAGAGAAGUUAAUUUUAAAUUUCUUGAAACCCUACAUUUAAAAACCAUAAUUUCAUUAACACCAAAUCCAAUUUCACCAGAGACAGACCCCCAGCUUUAUAAUUUUGCAAAAGCGAAUCAAAUUCAACUUAUUCAUUUAGAAUGUGCACAAUCUGGUAAGGGUAAAAAAAGAGGAGUUCCAUUAGAUUACGAGAUAACUAUUCAAGCAUUACAUUAUAUAAUUCAUAGUCAAUAUCAACCAAUUUAUGUUCAUUGUUAUAAUGGUGGUCAAGUGACAAGUUUAUUAGUUGCAUGUUUACGAAAAUUACAAUUUUGGUCUGCUAUUUCGAUCUUUAAUGAAUUUAUUAAUUUUACUACUAAUAUAACAGUAAAUGAUAGAAGCUUUGUCGAUGGUUUCCAUGGUGAUAUAAAUAUAAAUCACGAAGAUAAAGUUGAUUGGUUAUGGGUAGGAGUUAGCAAACACGUGGUUGGAAACCAUCCUAGAUUACGAUUCAUAGAAGAAAGCAAGGAUAAAUCUCUGAAAUUUGUGUAA
This is a messenger RNA of Candida tropicalis MYA-3404, 615 nucleotides long. It is a transcript of the gene OCA6, whose product is annotated as protein-tyrosine-phosphatase. Gene Ontology annotation, molecular function: phosphatase activity. The record is from RefSeq and is a predicted model, not a curated record. Gene Ontology annotation, biological process: protein dephosphorylation. The transcript has a single exon. NCBI's taxonomy places the organism in Eukaryota, Fungi, Ascomycota, Pichiomycetes, Serinales, Debaryomycetaceae. Bases 1 to 615 code for a protein of 204 amino acids.